This is a messenger RNA of Fusarium coffeatum, 2334 nucleotides long. RefSeq lists its product as uncharacterized. The transcript has 4 exons. The record is from RefSeq and is a predicted model, not a curated record. The coding region runs from base 1 to 2334 and encodes 777 amino acids. Lineage: Eukaryota; Fungi; Ascomycota; Sordariomycetes; Hypocreales; Nectriaceae. Gene Ontology annotation, molecular function: oligopeptide transmembrane transporter activity. Gene Ontology annotation, biological process: transmembrane transport.
AUGGAGAAGACAGAUAUAGCACCCCAAAACUCUGCGGAGGCAGAUACUAUCUCUGCCGACAAGAAGAUCCAUCCUCACGAUGAGAAGGACUACGCAGACGUCGAGAUCCUCAAGUCAGAGCCUACCCGGCCUCUUGAGACUGCGGAGGAUAUCGUUACGAAUGUCAUUCAUGUCGAUGAUGACCCUGACAUGAACCCAUGGACAGUUCGCAUGUUCAUCGUUGGCAUCGGACUGUCAGCCUUCGGAGGUGUCCUACAAGAGAUCAUGUACUUCAAGCCCCAAGUCGUCUACGUCUCAGUCAUGUUCCUCACCGUCCUCGCCGAAACACUCGGUACUGGUCUAUCACACAUCAUCCCUCGAAAAGGAUACAUCGGUCGUCUUCUGAACCCUCACCCAUGGAACAGAAAAGAGCAUACGGCAGCUGUCCUCAUGGCAUCAGCUGCAUCAGUCUCAGCAUUGUCAACUGAAGCUCUGUCUGUUCAGAAGCUUUGGUACGGUGGUUAUCCUAACCAAGCUGCUGGUAUCUUCAUCACACUCUCGUCUCAGCUUAUUGGAUAUGGUAUCGCUGGUAUGAUGAGGAAUGUUCUGUUAUAUCCUACAAAGAUGCUUUACCCUGCGAACUUGCCUAUCACGACUGUGAUGGAGACUUUGCAUAAGCCCAAGUCGGAGACACGAAAGAGAUUCCAGGUUUUCUGGAUUGUGUUUGUUGGGAUCUUCUUCUGGGAGUGGUUCCCUGAGUACAUCUUCCCUCUCCUCUCCGCCGUUUCCGUCUUCUGCCUCGUCGACCGCCACAACCCUGUCUUCACAAACCUCUUCGGUGGCUCACAAGGUAACGAGGGAAUGGGUUUCUUGAGCAUCUGCUUCGACUGGAACUACAUCGCCGGCUUCGGCUCACCUCUGUGGAUGCCCCUACAGACUCUUGUCAACAGCUUCAUCGGUUACCUGGGUGGUAUCAUUCUCUCCAUGGCUCUAUACUACGGCAAUGUUUGGAGAGCCCAGGACUUUCCUUUCAUGGCGCAGCUGCUUUACGACGGAAAGUCCACCCCGACCAGUUAUGUUGAGUACAACGAGACGGCCAUCAUGAACCCUGACUUUACAGUCAACGACAAGGCUAUUGACGAAGCUGGUCUUCCUCAUCUGACUGCUACUUAUGUCAACUACCUCAUCACAUCCAACGCUGGUCUGACAGCAACUCUCGUGCAUAUGCUCCUCUGGAAUUAUGCCGAAGUUAGUCUUGGAUGGUCCUGGAUCACCCUGUCCACUCUCAAAAAGGCUUUCCGUCCAUCAACAUACUUUUUCUGGCGCCAAACCGGCUCUCGCACAGAGGAAGAGAAGACCAAGCUCCGCGAUGACCCCACCAUCGAUCCUCACUACAAGCUUAUGCUCGACUAUGAUGAGGUUCCCAACAGUUGGUACUUUCUCGUCUUUGCAGCUAGCUUCAUCAUUGGAAUGACUUGCCUCUAUGUUAUGAAGUCGACGCUUCCAUGGUGGGGUUUCGUCAUGGCUGUCAUUUUCUUGGUCAUCUUUUUGAUCUUUUUCGGUGCCCAGUAUGCUAUUACUGGAUUUGGGUUCAACUUGCAGCCAAUUUUCCAAAUGUUGGCUGGAUAUAUGUUUCCCGGGCGUCCACUUGCAAACAUGUACUUUACAUCAUAUACCUACAAUGCUCUCAGCCAAGGUUUCCUGCUUCUCCGAGACCUGAAGCUUGCGCAGCAGAACAAGCUAUCGCCCAAAGCCACGUUCACUACGCAAGUCAUCGGUUGCAUUCUGGGUGCUCUUCUCAAUUACGUGAUGAUGAUUAGUAUCAUCGACAACCAAGCACCGAUCCUCAAGUCCGCUGAAGGAACCAAUAUUUGGUCAGGCGCUCAAAUCCAGCAAUUCAACACCCUCGCCAUCGCCUGGUCCAUCGCCCCCAAGAUGUUCUCCAUUGGUGCACGCUACCAAUGGGUGACCAUCGCGUUCUUCAUUGGCUUCCUAGCUCCUCUCCCCUUCUACAUCGCCCACCGUUUCUUCCCCCGCAUGCGAAUCUGGUCUUACCUCAACACAUCCAUCAUUCUUUGGUACCUUGGUGAGCUUUUCGUUGGACUCAACGCUUCGCUUACCAGCUACUACAUUCUUGGUGCCUUUGGACAGUUCUAUCUUCGACGGUACAGACCUCACUGGUUUGUCAAGUGGAACUAUCUUAUUUCUGCGGCGCUGGAUGGUGGUACCCAAGUCAUGGUCUUCAUUGCCACGUUUGCUGUCUUUGGAGGGUCUGGAAAGGCCGUUUCGUUCCCGGAAUGGGCGGGUAAUAAGAUUAACAACUACGACUACUGUAAAUACAAUGCGCAGGGCUAG